UUUCUUGGGGCAGAAGAGAGAAAGGGAACUACAACAUACAAAUUGUCGUUUUAAAUUGCUUUACCUUUUUAAGCCAAGGCCCAGACAGACACCGCAUGCUCCUCUCUCUCUCUCUCUCUCUCUCUACCAUUGAUUUCCCCGCACGUUCCUCUCCUUUUUUGCUACUCUUGUUCUUUUGGGGUGAAAACUAGAAAGAAGCGUACGGAGAGAAAUUUUGUUUUAGGAACAAAACGAAACCAAUGGGAGGAUGUGCAACGAAGCCGAAGGUCUCCAAGGACGAUCCCGAUGGAAAGCCCAAGGCACCCCAACCAGAACCCCAACCUGAACACCAACCCAACAAGGACACCCUUAAAACCAAAGCACCCGCCGCCCAAGUGGAACAAGCUGCUGCUGCUCACAACAACAACCUUAAUGUCAACGAAAUUGUUGACGACGACCAAGCCAACAAACGACGCUCUCUCAGCUUCUUGUUCAAGGAGAAUGAAGAUAAAAAGGGUUCCACAGAAAAUGAGAAAAAUACAGUUGAGGAAUCUGUGAAAGAAGAAGUGUUAGAGGUCAAGAAACCUGCGGAAGAUGCUAAAAGCAAUGAGCCAAUAGUUAAGCAAGAAUCUCCAAGGCCAGAUGAGAAGCUGUCUGAGGAGAGUAAAAACAAUGAAUCAUCAAAGCAAGAAAACGAGACUUUGAAGACAGAAACAUCACAUGCUGAGGAAACUCAUGUCAAUGAACCAGCUAAGGAAACAGUGAAACUAGAGCCAGAGGCUCAGAAACCUUCAGAGGAAACUCUUGCCAUUGAACCAGCUAAGGAAACAUUGAUAAUAGAGUCAGAAACUAAGAAACCUUCAGAGGAAACUCUAAUCGUUGAACCAGCUAAGGAAACGGUGAUAGUAGAGUCAGAAGCUAGGAAACCUUCAGAGGAAACUCUUAUCAAUGAACCAGCUAAGGAAACAGUGAUAGUAGAGUCAGAAGCUAGGAAACCUUCAGAGGAAACUCUUAUCAAUGAACCAGCUAAGGAAACAGUGAUAGUAGAGUCAGAAGCUCAGAAACCUUUAGAGGAAACUCAUAUCAAUGAACCAGCUAAGAAAACAGUGAAACCAGAUUCAGAAGCUGAGAAACCUUCAGAGGUAAACAAUGAAAGCAGCAAGCCACUGAACGAAGAAUUUGUACAGGCCAUGGAGAUACUUUCAGAGGAAACACAAAGCAAUGGACUCAUCAAACUCAAAGAAGUGCCUAUUGAACCAUCAGAAGAAGGUAAGCCAAGUGGGGAAUCAGAGAGGAAUGCUUCAGAAACUGAAAAACCUGAAACUUCCAUUGUGACUGAGGUGGCUCCUAUGCCUGAGGAGAGAGUAAUUGAAGAAAUUCCAACUGCUGCAAAGUCUGUAGAGAAGGAAACAAAGGAAGCUGCAUCAAGCACAGAAGAGACAAGCCAUAAUGGGGUGGAGAAUGCACCUAAGGUUGUUGAUGCUGGAACUGAGAUUCACUAAGACCUCAAAUCUGAAUGAGAACCAUCAACAAUUUGAAACAUUGCAGAGUUUCAGAUUGUUCUUCGGUUCAUCCCAUCCGAAUCAUUCUGUGAUAUUUCCCAACUACAUUUUCGUCGUGUUAUUUUUUUAUAUAUAUAUAUAUUUAGUUUGAAGAACCGAAUUUUUGUUCUUGUCAAGUCACUUAUUUUUCUAUCCUAUCAUUGCUAGUUAUCUGUAUUGGUAGGUCUAAUUCACCAAUGUAAAUUGUAAUUUUGUUGUGAUCUCUGGUCUGCGAGUGGGAAAUUCCAAGGACCUCAAUCUUUUGUGCAAAACAAGUAGUGUACGAAUGGUGUACAUGAAUCAAACUAGUUAUUUUUGGUUUACAAAUACAAGGAAUUCCUAUCUCAAUCUUUACAGGA
This is a messenger RNA of Glycine soja, 1879 nucleotides long. Its product is annotated as probable serine/threonine-protein kinase kinX. Lineage: Eukaryota; Viridiplantae; Streptophyta; Magnoliopsida; Fabales; Fabaceae. Bases 240 to 1481 code for a protein of 413 amino acids. The transcript has 2 exons. The record is from RefSeq and is a predicted model, not a curated record.